This is a messenger RNA of Aspergillus thermomutatus, 2109 nucleotides long. Its product is annotated as amphiphysin. Gene Ontology annotation, biological process: endocytosis; actin cortical patch localization; plasma membrane tubulation. The record is from RefSeq and is a predicted model, not a curated record. Lineage: Eukaryota; Fungi; Ascomycota; Eurotiomycetes; Eurotiales; Aspergillaceae. The transcript is spliced from 4 exons. The coding region runs from base 1 to 2109 and encodes 702 amino acids. Gene Ontology annotation, cellular component: mating projection tip; actin cortical patch; medial cortex. Gene Ontology annotation, molecular function: lipid binding; protein binding.
AUGAGUUUGAAGGGUUUCCAGAAGAGCAUUGUUCGCGCACCGCAGCAAUUCAAGGCGCGGUUCAAUAUUGGCGAACACACAAAGGAUCCGAUUUAUCAAGAUGCCGAGCGACGAUUUCAAGAACUCGAGAAGGAGACGAAGAAGCUUCAUGAUGAGUCCAAGAAGUAUUUUGACGCUAUUAAUGGCAUGUUGAAUCACCAGAUCGAAUUCUCCAAAGCCAUGACAGAGUUAUAUAAACCCAUCUCCGGUCGCGCCUCGGACCCGAGCACAUACACCAUUGAAGGCAACCCGGAAGGAAUUCAAGCCUGCGAGGAGUACGAAGCGAUAGUCCGCGACCUACAGGAGUCACUUUCGCCCGAGCUAGAGUUGAUCGAGACCCGCAUUGUGAGUCCGGCAAAUCAACUGCUGGAGGUGAUCAAGGUGAUUCGGAAGGUAGCGGUGAAGCGAGAUCACAAGAAAUUGGACUACGAUCGACACCGCAACGCUUUGAAGAAACUGCAGGAGAAGAAGGACAAAUCGCUGAAGGAUGAGAAGGCCCUCUAUAAAGCGGAGAAUGACGUGGAGCAGGCCACGCAGGAAUACAACUACUACAACGACCUGCUCAAAGAUGAGCUACCCAAACUCUUUGCCCUUGAAGCCGAGUUCAUCCGCCCGCUGUUUCAGUCGUUCUACUACAUGCAGCUGAAUGUGUUUUACACACUGCAUGAGAAAAUGCAGGGCAUGAAUAUCGCCUAUUUCGAUUUGACUCUGGAUGUUGAGGAGGCAUUCGAAAAGAAGCGUGGCGACGUCAAGGAACGGGCAGAAGCACUCACUAUUGUCCAUUUCAAGACAAAGGGUCUAGGCCGACAACCCUCCAAGUUCACACCUCCCGGCAAGGACAAGAUGGCGUACGAGAGCAAGAGCACGUUCUCCCGCACGAAUCGCUCCGAGGAGACCGACAACCCUCCUCCACCGUAUUCGGCCUCUGCAAGUACUGUUGCGGCUGCCAAGGCCAAGCCGGCGCCUCCGCCACCCAAGCCCAAGCCCGCCCGAUUUGGUGCGGCAGUCGAGACGGUUACAGCCUUGUAUGACUACGAAGCACAGGCGCAUGGUGACCUCAGCUUCUCUGCGGGCGACGUGAUUGAGAUUAUCCAGCGGACGGACAACCAGAACGAAUGGUGGACUGGUAGAGUCGAUGGACGAGAGGGCCAGUUUCCAGUCACGCGGGAAGAAUGCGACCGAGCUGCUGCUGAGAUUACUGGUCAAUCUGUGGAGCCAGUUCGGCUUCAAGGAGCGUUCAGUUACACUGUAGCAGCUGGGGAGCUCCUUGUACAAUUCCGUGUUCCCGAGUCUCUCUUAGAUACAGAAAGGCUGGCUCUGGCUCGGAAGAUCUACGGCAGCGUUGUGCCCGCCUGUGUCAACAGAGGUGUUAUAGGACCAUCGCCUUCACUCACUGUCUAUGUCAUGGACAAGAUUCCCGGAAUAACCUACAUCGAAGUACCUUUAACAACACUAUGUUGUACUUCGUGGCAAGAGCAAACAGUGUCGGAUUUUGCGAGAUUUUUUGCCAACUCAUGGGUGAACCGACUGACGGAGCCUCAUCGCUCCGAGCUCUCUUUGGCAGAUCUUCAAAACAAGCUUGAUAUACUUGUACGGCAGCUCCCUCCGCGUUUUUCAGGCAUCAUCUCCAACCUUCGCGAAGAACUUCCCGCAAUUUUUGUUCCCAGGUAUCCGUUGGCUCUAACUCAUACUGACCUGUGUGAGAUGAAUAUCAUCGUCAAUGCUAAAGCAGGCGGUAUCAAUGGGAUCGUUGAUUGGGGUGAAGCGAAAGUUUUGCCAUUUGGAAUGUCUCUGUGGGGUAUUCGGAGCAUGCUUGGUACUAUGAACUCAAGUGGUUGGCACUACCACGAAAAUUCUUCCAGGUUGGAAGGGCUUUUCUGGGAUACGUUCCAUAGACAUGUGGGAAAGAUUUCCGAUGACGACAAACAUGCCAUGAAAAUUGCGGAACGGGCUGGAUUGGUUCUUCGUUAUGGUUUCACUUGGGAAGAUGGUAUUUUCGAAAGGCCCGUGAAUGAGCAAGAUUCUUCGAUUAGAUAUUUGGAUGCAUUCUUACACCGCUUGGAGGAUUGA